Molecule: messenger RNA, 2678 nt
Organism: Saccostrea echinata
Lineage: Eukaryota; Metazoa; Mollusca; Bivalvia; Ostreida; Ostreidae
Exons: 14
Coding region: 51-2027 (658 amino acids)
Biological process (GO): proteolysis
Molecular function (GO): serine-type peptidase activity
Source: RefSeq, a predicted model, not a curated record
ACUGACUAACUGACCUGUUCGGUCGUCAUAAUUUUGGCUGUUCGCGGAAGAUGUCGAUAACAACAGCACGCUACGGAACUUGGAAAUCCCCAAUCUCAAGUAAACUUGCCACUGAGAGCAGUGUCAGUUUUCAGGAGAUUCGCUUGGACCCUGCUGGAGCUGCAGGAUCUGUGUUUUGGAGUGAACUGCGCUUUGAUGAAGGUGGAAGAUAUGUUAUCUGUUCACUGAAAGAGAAUGAAAAAGAUUUCAAAGUAUGGACUCCAAAAGAUUUUAAUGCCAGAACCAGGGUACAUGAGUAUGGAGGGGGAGCUUUUUUUGUACAUGAAGGAGCAGUAUACUUCUCAAACUUCUCUGAUCAGCAGAUGUAUAUGCAGAAGUCACCAGACUGUACACCAGUCGCCAUAACUCCAAAAGAUUGUGGCUGGAGAUAUGCUGAUGGAUCUCUUUCUUCUAAAACAGGGAAAAUCUACUGUAUCCGGGAGGACCACAGUCUUGUUGAGAAGAAAGAGGCCAAAGAACCUCAAAAUACAGUGGUAGCCAUUGACCCCAAGACACAGAAACAAACAGUCCUGGCCAGUGGUUGUGAUUUUUACUCCAGUCCCAGAUUUUCACCAGAUGGAAAGAAGCUAGCUUGGGUUCAGUGGAAUCACCCUAACAUGCCUUGGGAUAGUACAGCAUUGUUUGUUGGAGAGCUUUCCAGUGGAGGAGAUGAGAUUGUUCCAGGAUCUGCCAAACAGGUUGCAGGAGGUGAGGGAAUCAAUGUGAUGCAGCCCAUGUGGAGUCCUAAUGGAGAUCUCCUGUACAUCAGUGAUCAGACAGGGUGGUGGAACCUGUAUCAGUGCUCCCCAGAGGGGAAUCACCAAAAUUUGCUCCCCUGUGAGGCAGAGGUGGGAGGGUGUCAGUGGGUGUUUGGAAGACCUGAUUAUGCAAUCGAUCCCUCUGGCAGUGGCAAUGUCAUUCUGAAAAUGAAAGGGGAAAUUAUGAAGUUGGAUGUCAAAACAAAGGAAUGCAAAAAGAUAGAGGUGGGAUACACAUCUUAUAACAUGCUAAAUUUUGGCUGGAAUGGAAAAUUAUACUGUGAGGUGGGAAGCCCUACAAAAUUUCCCUGCAUAGUACAGCUGAACACACAAAAUGGAGAGGUGAAGGGAAUAAGGGAAUCAAAAUCGCUAUCCUUGGACAAGGACUAUUUCAGUAUCCCUGUAGAUUACAGCUGGAAGACUACGGACAAUGAUGUCUGCUAUGGAUUCUUGUAUACCCCAAAGAACAAGGAUUACAAGGCUCCUGAUGGAACCCUUCCACCACUCCUUGUCAAGGCACAUGGAGGACCAACAAGUUACAGCCCUAACACACUUAGGCUUCUCAUUCAGUACUUUACAAGUCGAGGUUUUGCUGUAUUGGAUGUUAACUACAGAGGAAGUAAUGGAUUUGGUACACAAUACAGAAACAAACUCAAAACAAAAUGGGGAAUAUAUGAUGUUGAUGACUGCUGCACAGGGGCUCAGUCUUUAGCUGAUGAAGGUCAAGUGGACAAGAAUUGUCUGUGUAUUGAUGGGGGAUCAGCAGGGGGAUAUACCACACUGGCUUGUCUGGCCUUCAAGAAUGUGUUUAAAGCAGGUACCAGUCUAUAUGGUGUAGCAGAUCUUGAGGCACUGGUCAGAGAUACCCACAAAUUUGAGAGUCGGUACAUUGAUAACCUUGUUGCUCCUUACAGUGAAGAAACCAAAAAGAUUUAUGAUGAACGCUCUCCUAUCCAUUAUGUUGAUAAACUCAACUGUGCAAUGGCAUUCUUUCAGGGAGAUGAAGACAAGAUUGUUCCACCAAAUCAAGCAGAAAUGAUGUAUGAAGCUGUAAAAGCCAAAGGCUUGCCAACAGUAUUGGUCAUGUUCAAAGGAGAGCAACAUGGUUUCAGAAAAGCUGAGAAUAUACAGACAGCCCUGGAUGGGGAAUUCUAUUUCUUUGCUAAAGUAUUUGGCUUUGAGCCAGCUGAUAAACACAUGUCUCUUGACAUUAAAAAUCUGAAAGGAUGAGAUGACAUACAUUUAUUUAAAAAAAAGACUAUUUAGUCAGAAUGCAAUUAAAUGGACACCUGUUUGAUACAUUAAAGCAAAUUUUAUAUCCAGAUUUUACAUAUUUUGACUUUUGCAUUGAUGAUAAAUGAGUAAAGUGCACUGAUUGCUUAAUGCAUGAUAAAUUUUAAAAGAUGAUCCCCAUGAUGUGCCCUUACAGCUUCUCUUAAAAAAAAAUGGAUUGGUUCACAGUCUGUAAGCACCUCACUGUACAUAAAUAAGUUUUGUUAUAUAGAUCCCUUUUUAACUCCAGUCCAAUUUACUUACAUAGCAUGUUUCAAUUUCAAUGUAAUAAUCAAUACAAUCUUUGAUCUGAUUCCAGCUUUGACUUGUGCAUACAAAUUCAUAAAAGCAAUUUUUUGAAAAUUCAUCCUAUCAUACUCAGUGAAAUUGAAUGGAAUGAUUUAUCUGUACAUAAAAAAAUGGCUCCAACACUCUGAAUGCCUUCAAGCAAUAAAUUAAAAAUGAAACAAUGUCUAAAUAAUUUGUGAUUAUCAAUUGUUUGUCUACAUGUAUGUAUAUUUAUGUUUAUGGUCAGGAGGCCCUGGGAAAGAAUAUUUCUUGUACUAAUCAUGUUACAUUUUUUUAAAUAAAGUUUUACUAUUAUUAUUA